AUGAAGGUGAUCGCGUCGAGGAAUUCAAAGCGUAAGUCUGAGGCGUCGCCGUUCGCCGGGAAGAAGCUUCGCUCGACGACGCGUUCACUCCAGAAGAGAGCUCAGAUCUCUCCGUCACCUCUCCACCACAAGGAAACAGUAGCACCCGCUGCCUCUGUAGAUUCCUGCUCCAAUUUGUUUUCUACAGUCGACGACACUGUUUCAUGCGGUUCUAGCGUAGUCGAGAAGAAGAGCUCGACGCUGAAGAAGACUCGAAUCGAAGAGGUAGAAGUUUCUGAUCGUGUGAUUGAUGAUCCCAAGUUUCGGAGGAUCACUAGAUCGUACUCGAAGCUAAACAGGGAGAAGGACGCAGAGGAGAUCGAAGUAAGCGAAUCGUCCUUCACGCGAUCCGACGUGACGUUCGCCGGGCACGUCUCCGAUAGCCGGAGUUUGAAUAUCGUUUCGGAGAACAAGGAGAGCGACGUCGUUUCGUUCAUAUCGGGUGUGGACUCUUGCUCCAAGUUCGGGAGCGUAACUGGAGGAGGAGCCGAUAACAACGAAGAAACUGAAAUCUCCAAACCGAGCGGAUCCGUGGAACUGAAGCCGGAGCUCGAGACAGUCGGAUGCGUCUCCGAUCUCUCUUGCACGGAGACGUUCUCCGGCGAAGACGUUUCGGAGUACGACGAGGAGGCACGUUCCGAGACGCUUUCGCAGUACUCCUCCGACUUCGGUUUCUCGGAUUACACUCCGUCAAUGUUUUUCGAUUCCGGCAGCGAAUUCUCUGAGAAAUCGAACUCCGACUCUCCCGUUUCGCAUACUCGCUCUCUGUACCUCCAGCUCAUGGCGCAGUUCUGUAGAUCCACCGUUCCGAACGAUCUCGAAUCUUCUCGUCAGGAACAACACCGUGGUAUCCAGUCUGAACUGCUAAGGUUUGAAGAUGAAGAGGUUGAAGAGAGCUAUCAAAGGCUGAGGGAAAGGGAGAGAAGUCAUGCAUAUUUGCGUGACUGUGCUAAGGCUUACUGCUCCGCCAUGGACCAUACUGAUCUCAUCCCUCGUCUACGCUUGAUCAUGGUUCAAUGGAUUGUGCAGCAAUGUUCUGAGAUGGGGCUUCAGCCAGAGACAUUGUUUCUAGGAGUUAGUCUGCUGGAUCGAUUCCUGAGCAAGGGAUCCUUCAACGACGAGAGGACUCUUGUACUGGUGGGGAUCGCGAGUCUUACUCUGGCCACCAGAAUUGAAGAAAAUCAACCAUACAAUAGCAUCCGGAAAAGGAACUUCUACAUCCAGAACCUAAAGUAUAGCCGGCAUGAAGUGGUAGCAAUGGAGUGGCUGGUUCAAGAAGUCCUCAACUUCAAAUGCUUCUCACCCACAAUCUUUAACUUCUUAUGCUUCUACCUAAAAGCUGCCCGAGCCAACCCAGAAGUUGAAAGGAAAGCCAAAUCCUUGGCCGUUACCUCACUAUCCGAUCACACCCAACUCUGUUUUUGGCCCUCAACUGUAGCAGCCGGACUCGUAGUUCUCGCCUGCAUUGAACACAACAAGAUCUCAGCCUACCAACGAGUCAUAAAGGUUCAUGUUAGAACAGAAGAUAACGAGCUGCCUGAAUGCGUCAAGAGCCUGGAAUGGUUGCUUGAGCACUAAGCAAUCCACAACAACAAAUACCCAAAAUCAGACCACACAGUAUACUCAAACACGAUCUCACAGCUUAUUAUUACAACCUACAAAAAUCAUAUAUAUGGUAUAUAUAGCAAUGCCUCUACAGCUUUAUAUACUUGA
Brassica oleracea var. oleracea is the source of this 1752-nucleotide messenger RNA. RefSeq names its product cyclin-SDS-like. The coding region runs from base 1 to 1617 and encodes 538 amino acids. NCBI's taxonomy places the organism in Eukaryota, Viridiplantae, Streptophyta, Magnoliopsida, Brassicales, Brassicaceae. The transcript has 7 exons. The record is from RefSeq and is a predicted model, not a curated record. Gene Ontology annotation, molecular function: cyclin-dependent protein serine/threonine kinase regulator activity. Gene Ontology annotation, cellular component: cyclin-dependent protein kinase holoenzyme complex; cytoplasm; nucleus. Gene Ontology annotation, biological process: mitotic cell cycle phase transition; regulation of cyclin-dependent protein serine/threonine kinase activity.